Cotesia glomerata is the source of this 1818-nucleotide messenger RNA. RefSeq lists its product as uncharacterized. Gene Ontology annotation, biological process: cell surface receptor signaling pathway. NCBI's taxonomy places the organism in Eukaryota, Metazoa, Arthropoda, Insecta, Hymenoptera, Braconidae. The transcript has a single exon. Gene Ontology annotation, cellular component: membrane. The record is from RefSeq and is a predicted model, not a curated record. Bases 389 to 1720 code for a protein of 443 amino acids. Gene Ontology annotation, molecular function: transmembrane signaling receptor activity.
GGUAAUGUAAUGAAAUUCAUUCAACAAUUUCUAUCAUAAAAUGUAAUAAUUAUUACCUACGAACUAAUUAAAAAAUGAUCUAUGACAAACUAACAAUUAUCUUAAAAAAAUAAAGAAUCACAUAUAUCAAGUGUUAAAAGCGGAUACAAUCAACAAUUAUCAAUAUAACAAAAAUACGAUCGUAAAGAAGAAUUUUCCUCAACAUGACAUCAUGCAUGACGGACGGAUAACCAAUAAUGAUCCGCUCGAAGUCGGAAGAAAGCAUUGGUGCGGUUACUCCUAUCGGGAAAAGACAUCCUAUUCAGCCGGGUACGGCAUACUAUGCCGCGAUCGGUGAGUCAAGUCAUUCAAGUCAAUCAGUUCAGUAUCGGUGAGUGCAUCAAUCAGCAUGCAUCCGCGACCAGUCAGUUCCUUGAUACCACCAAUACAAAUAAUAUUCCUUCUGCUAUUUACAACACCCGGUUCCACCACUCGUCCCGUCUACCUGUUCGAAAUUCCGCGGAAGUGUUGCUCCUCAACCAGUUACUUCAAUGAACACCUGGAAUGUAUUGCCCGAAUCAACGGAACCUGGACCCCCAAAGUGUUCCUGAAAAAAUUUUCCUGGACCUAUUCUUCAUCGCCAUCACCACUUUCAUCACCAAACAUCGUAAGCUCCAAGUGUCACUUCAACAUCAGCGAAUCCCUAUUCCUUAACGAUAACUCCAAAGCUUCGAAUUAUUCACAAAUGAAGCUCGAAAUGGGCAAUAAUUUUUGCGUAGAGGAAACCAUGAAUGGAACCACAGUCUUAGCCAAAUGUUUGUUCAGGGAGAUCCACGAACAGAUCUACACCCUGGGUGCAGUGAUUUUCUGGGGAGCGCAGACCUACAUGUCAACAAAUAUUGCCCACGUAAUUUUGUGUACCAUCGUAGUGAUUAUCUAUUUAUCUGUUCCGCGACUUCAACGCGGUGUUUACAAUCGAUGCGUUGUCAGGCAUAACAUCUGCUUAAUGAUGGCUGGAGUAGUUCUGCAGAUUCUCGGUUUCUGCGAGCUCGGCAACUGCCAGUUCAACGACUAUUUGAUGAUCCUGUCAUGGUUGGUGCUUCAGUACUUCACAAUCGCGACCGCCCUGUGGUUGAACGUUGUAUGCUAUGACAUGACCCUAGCGAUCACCAAAUUUCGAUGGAUGACAGGAGCAGGUCAGUUUGACAAUGUUGACGAAAAGCGUAAAAUCUUUGUCUACGGACUCUUCUCUUGGGGAGGGUCUUUGGUACCGGUAAUAUUAGCCGGACUCUGUGAUUACAUUCCUGCGGUUCCAAAAAACUUUAUUUUGAAGCCAAAUUACUUGAACUUUCGCGAUGGACCCAGCCCAAUUGUAAAUUUGUACUUUUUCCUAGUACCUGCGUUUACUUUGUUGCUGAACAAUGUUCUAUUUGUGUACACCACAUUCAAGAUUAUCAAGAUUCAGCGCAGCACGGAGAUUGCAACUGCGAAUCAAACGAAUUUGUUGAAGAAAAAGUACUUUUUGUUCUUGAGAUUGUAUUUGCUGAUGGGCGCACCGUGGUUUUUUGGAAUGGUGCUUGCAUGUUUGAACAAGUUGGUUCUUUUGAAGACCUGUAGGCUGAUUCAACCCUCGCUUUGGUUGCUAAUUCUUGCGACUCACAAAAGUGUUAUUUUGAAAGUUAAGUCGCUGUCUGCAAAUUAUAAACGAAGAAAAAGUAGCGUUACUACUAUCAGUGCUUAAAUUUGGGAAUAAAUAUAGUUUGACUGUAAUUGAAAAUUUUGGGCAAGUUUUUGAGUUAUAAAUUUGUAUAUAGUAAAUCUUGAAAAGUGCAUUUUAUA